AUGGCUCUGAACAAUGAGGUACCCCUUAUUCCAGCCGUUCAGCGUGCACUGGCAAUUCCCGAGAUCCUGAACCACAUUUUCGAGUGCCUCUAUCACUACCGCCCAGCCACGUGUAGUUGGGGUGGCCGUUCACUCCUUUCUUGCGCCCUUGUCAACAAAUUAUGGUUCUCGGAGGCAAUCCGAUGGCUCUGGCAAGACCCCAGACCCCCUCUUCACCGAGAAGGUAGUCAUGAUGAUUUUUUGGACGUGCUUGGCAAAAUCCCAGAAGCACGCCGAAAUAUAUAUGCAAGAUACAUCAAGCGUGCUACACUAUUAUACUUUCAACGCAAACCCGACGGCCUAGACGGUGUCCAGUUCCCAAGUUUACGUUGCGUACAUAUCUGGAGGACAAUGGACCUUUCUGAUUUCGAGGAGAUCAAGUUCCCGAAUAAUUGCGUUCGGUCCAUCUGUUAUUUCACACCUUGUCCUUCAGACACUGAAAUCGAGGAGCACGCCACAGCUUCUUUUGAGAAGCUUCUUACUCCUCUCCUGUCGCACUUCAAUCAUCUGAGAGAGUGGGUCAUUCUUUCAGGUAGAAGCAUGGACACAUUGCAAUAUUUCAAAUUCACACCAGACACCGAAGGACAGGGCUGGCACCGGUCAGAACAUGGCCGUGUAAGAGUUCCGCCUAACCAGGGCGUCUAG
This is a messenger RNA of Aspergillus luchuensis, 684 nucleotides long. RefSeq lists its product as uncharacterized. The coding region runs from base 1 to 684 and encodes 227 amino acids. The record is from RefSeq and is a predicted model, not a curated record. NCBI's taxonomy places the organism in Eukaryota, Fungi, Ascomycota, Eurotiomycetes, Eurotiales, Aspergillaceae. The transcript is spliced from 2 exons.